GCUAUCUUGGUUAAAGAUAACCGAGACCUUGGCUUCUUUAUCGAAAUAUAGCAGACGUCCAAUUAAUGUGAUUAAGAGCUUUUGAUGGAAUGUAUAAAAAUAUGAAAAUGAUAUCGUGAAAUCGCUCUUCCAUGAACAUCUGAAAUACGGCAUUUGGUCACGAAACUUUAGUGUGUGCUUCUUUCGUUCCUAAACGAACUGUGGUACGUCUACACCCGAUUGCCGAUUUGCCGACUGUCAAAAUAUAAAAAUGAUCGAAGAAACACGAAAAAAAACUUUUUUAGGUUUUGAUUUUAGUACGCAAAGGUUAAAAGCGGUGGUAAUCGGAGAAGAUUAUGUUGUACAGCAAGAGGCUGAUGUGGAAUUUGAUAAUGAUUUGCCAGAAUUCAGGACAUUUGGUGGAGUUGUGCGCGGUGAAAGGGGUGAGGUGACUGCACCAACGCUACUUUGGGUCAAAGCCCUCGACAUGGUCAUGGAUAGACUUGUGGUGGCGGGAGUUGACUUUUCUUCCAUUGAAGCACUUUCUGGUGCAGCUCAGCAACAUGGUUCAGUAUGGUGGGCGAAAGGAUCUGAAUCAAAACUGAGCAACCUGUCACCCGAUGAAUUCCUCCAUACUCAGUUAGCAACAGCUUUUGUUGUUGACUCUCCGGUGUGGAUGGACUCCAGUACUACAGCUGACUGUAGAGCUCUUGAAGAGGCUGUGGGAGGACCAGAGGAAUUAGCUAAAAUAACGGGAUCUACAGCGUACGAGCGCUUCACAGGCUCUCAGAUCCGUAAGAUGUUCCGCACCAGAGAGAGAGCUUACCAGGCUACUGAGAGGAUAUCUCUCAUCUCGUCAUUUGCAUGCUCGCUGUUCCUCGGCAGAAUAGCACCGAUUGACCUUUCUGAUGGUUCCGGAAUGAAUCUCCUAGAUAUACAUACAAAGAAAUGGUGUGAAAAAGCUUUGAAGGCUUGUGGUGAUGAUACAUUGGAAAGUAAACUAGGAGCGCCGGUACCAACAUGGUCAGUGUUGGGAAAUAUAUCUCCUUACUUUGUGAAGCGAUACGGAUUCAAACCAGAUUGCAAAGUGGUCGCAUUUACUGGUGAUAAUUGUUCAGCUUUAGCUGGGCUUCGUCUUCGGUCUGGCUGGGUGGGGCUCAGUUUAGGCACGAGUGACACGUUACUCCUGGGUCUGUCAGCGCCUGCUGCACCCCCCGCCGGUCACGUGCUGGUGGGGCCGACAGAGGAGGCGCCCUACAUGGCGCUGCUGUGCUUCGCCAACGGCUCCCUUACACGUCAGUAUCACCGCGACCGCCUCGUCGGUACCAGCUGGGAUGACUUCACUGAACUGCUCAGAGCCACUGUCAGAGGCAACAUGGGAUAUAUGGGUAUAUACUACGAGACGGCUGAGAUAGUGCCGCGUGCGGGGGCGGGGCGGUGGGUGUGCGAGGGGGCGGGGCGAAGGGCGGAGCGCCCGCAGCCGCAGUUCGAGGCGCGCGCGCUGCUCGAGGGUCAGGCGCUUGCACGACGCGCACACGCUGAGGACAUGGGAUUCAAAAUAGACUCGUCAUCCCGGCUGGUGGCGACAGGGGGAGCCUCCGUCAACAAGGAGCUGCUGCAGAUCUUCGCUGAUGUCUUCAAUACACCUGUAUAUGUACUGGAAGAGCACGGUAACGCCGCGUUACUCGGCGCGGCCAUACGAGCUGCUGAAGUGUGGAGUGCUGAUGCUGGGAUUAAGCUCACUGGUUCAGAACCAACCCUAUCGCCUGUCGCCACCCCCUACCCUGACAGUGAAAAGAUUUACACCCCGAUGUUGACCAGAUACCGCCUUAUGAUACAAGAUAUACCUAAACUGCAAUAAACAUGACUAUAACAUAUCCCAUACACACAUUAAAAUCUAAUAAAAAUAUAUAUAGAUGUCAUAAAUCAUGUAAUAUAGACAAAAGUCUAGUUAACAAUGUCAGUUUGUGAAAUAUAUUUGAAAAAGCAUAUGUAUCAAUGGAAUUAGUCUUCCAAAUAUAUAUAUAUAUAUAUAUUAAAUAAAGUGUGUACACAAUUAAGUGAAAAAAAGUCUUGACAGACAGACGGACAGACAACAGUGAUCCUAUAAGGGUUCGGGUUUUUUCCUAUGAGGUACGGAACCCUAAAAACUAUCAACUUUAUAUAAAAUGAUAAAAUACUCUCCACUUUUUACUCUGCAGGCCUUAGCUUAAACAUCUCUGCUAUCUUAAAAUCAUGUAUUCAAAUAUAUAAAUAAAAAAUUGUUCUGAGCUUUUUUAAGCUUAAAAUAUAUUUUAUAUUGAAAUGACAUUCCAUAUAGUGUAAGCAAAAUAACUUUAUAAGUGCAAAUAACUUAAAAAUGUUAAGUUUGACUUAACUGUAACAU
This is a messenger RNA of Papilio xuthus (Asian swallowtail), 2365 nucleotides long. Its product is annotated as xylulose kinase. NCBI's taxonomy places the organism in Eukaryota, Metazoa, Arthropoda, Insecta, Lepidoptera, Papilionidae. Gene Ontology annotation, cellular component: cytosol. Gene Ontology annotation, molecular function: D-xylulokinase activity. The coding region runs from base 251 to 1840 and encodes 529 amino acids. The transcript is spliced from 11 exons. The record is from RefSeq and is a predicted model, not a curated record. Gene Ontology annotation, biological process: xylulose metabolic process; D-xylose metabolic process; phosphorylation.